Ylistrum balloti is the source of this 2562-nucleotide messenger RNA. Its product is annotated as glutamate receptor ionotropic, kainate 2-like. Lineage: Eukaryota; Metazoa; Mollusca; Bivalvia; Pectinida; Pectinidae. The transcript has 13 exons. The record is from RefSeq and is a predicted model, not a curated record. Gene Ontology annotation, biological process: monoatomic ion transport. Gene Ontology annotation, cellular component: membrane. Gene Ontology annotation, molecular function: glutamate-gated receptor activity. The coding region runs from base 1 to 2562 and encodes 853 amino acids.
AUGGUGGAUGUAAAUCUAUUAACGAUCAAACAAAUUUUAGGAGUUAUUAUCCUGUGUAUGGAACUGUGCUUAUCUAAACAGCAAACGACUACAUUGGAAAUUGGUGUGAUAGCUGACGGAUGCCUCAAGAACGGGUAUAAAGUAAACCAAACGCUGACAUCUACCUCAGUCUGGGACGAGCAUCUGGAAAUCAGGCUGCAUUGGUCAUAUCUGGACAGCAGAGAUAUAUAUCAUCUCCUAAGAACAGUAAUGGAAUUCCGAAGUAGCGGCAUGGAUGCAAUUUUACUUGCGGACGACCUGCAAUACCUCGGUGGUUUGUCAAACGAACUUAUUAAAGGCGAUGUUCCGGUUAUAGCCUUAGGUAGUGUCAAUACAAUAUCAGCCGCCAAUGCGGAUAUUAACGAGAACUGCCAGUCUUUAUUUUUAACUCCAGUAACAUCAAAGCAACAAGGAGAAUGUUUACCCCCAUUCCCUAGUGAAGAACACAUGUCGACAAUCAAUAAUAACCACAGCCUGUCAUACUUGGAUUCAAAUAUUGUAUCUGUGCUUCAUCACCUCAAGUGGUCCGAUCAAAUUAUCCUGUAUGAUAAAGGAAUCGAUUUAUACGUCGAUAGAAUCAUCCAGAUAUUAUCAUUCGAGGGUCGUUUUGUGAUAACGUACGAGGUGAGCGACAUGGAUGUAGAUCAAAUCCAUCGAUUGCUGCAAACACUGGACGGACCAAACGGUGACGACAAAAUUAACAUAACCGUGAUUGGUUAUCAAAAAUGUGUCGAAAAAGUCUUGUUCACUGCAGGUCAAUACGUUGCGAACAACAAAAGAAAAUCGUCACUAAGUCUACGUUCUCUGUGGAUGGUUUUUCUUCUGAAGGACGACCCCAAUAUGGACAAGAUACAAAAAUAUACAGAGAAUAUCGACAAUGUUGCCGUUCUUCGUUUGCCAACGUUCUUCGUUGGCAAUAAUAAUAAUGGGACGACAGAUGUACUCCAACUUGUCCGAAAAGCUCUUUUCAACAUCGGCUCAAAUGCUACUAUGACAACAACGAAUAAAUCAGAGAUGAAUAACUUAAUCAUCGACUUUUUGCAGUCGGAGUUGCAAAGGUGUCACUGGUCUCCCGUUCAGACUCUUAUGUUUACAUUGGGAGGGCGUGGCUGGAGUCACGUUGGGUACGUCGACACUAUGGGACAAACUGCCUUUUAUGCGGAGAUAUUUCCUAAUACGAGGUUUGGAUUCAAUCGUCGCAAGUUUUCCGUGUCUACUUUAGAGUGGGAGCCGUUUGUCAUCGCCUCCGAAAACAACACCUACUCAGGACUGUGUUUUGACCUGCUGGAUCAUUUGGCAACAAGUCUGAAUUUCACAUUUGAAGUUGAUGGUCCACCUGAUGGCCAAUGGGGAGUUAUCAAUUCUAACGGAACAUGGACAGGCAUGGUGGGACAGUUGGCUAAAAGGGAAAUCGACAUAGUAGCUGCUCCCCUUUCCACGCAGGCCAAGCGUGAGGAAGUGAUGGAUUUUACCUAUUCAUUUUACAUAGACUAUACCACUAUUUUGAUGAAGAAAAAGGAUCCAAAUAUCACAAAAUGGAGAACAUUGAUCGAUCCAUUCAGUGAAGAACUACUUUUAUGUGUGUGUAUAUCACUUCCGGUCGUGUCUCUGCUACUCUUCCUGUUCGAGCGAUUCAGCCCAUAUUACGUUGGGGACGACGAGGGAGAAGGAAAAAGUGGCUUACACACCUACCAGGACGCAUUUUGGUAUAUGUAUGGGGCUCUCCUAACACAAGGGGGAGAACACCUCCCGCGAUCACAGACUGGGCGAACCCUGCUGAGUUCAUGGUGGUUAUUCUGUAUAAUCAUGAUGGCAACUUAUAGUGGCAACCUUAUUGCCUUUCUUACUGUCAGCAAGGACAAGCCCCCGUUUUCUACCGUUGCGGGCAUGCUUCAGCAGGAAAAUUACCGUUGGGGCACCAUCGGGGGAAGUUCAUGGAUUACGGCUUUUAACGAAACCCGUGCUCCCGAUUUGAUGAGGGUAUGGGCGAAGAUGCAGGAGUUCAACGCAUCAGAUAAUAGUAUUUUAAGUUCAAAAUCCAGUGAACACUUCACGAAGGUGCUUGGCGGAGGAUAUUCCUACAUUGGAGAUAAAACACAAAUGGAAAUCAAAAUGGCGGAAGAGUGUUCCCUUCUGAUCUCAGAUGACGAGUUUAUGCCCUUGCAAUAUGCUUUUGGACUUCCAAACUUUUCACCGUAUACAAAGAUGUUUUCUGACGAAUUACUACACAUACACGAGAGCGGAUUACUUCACAUCUGGAAAUCCCGUUUGUGGCCCCAGCGUAAUUUCUGUAACGGCGAAUUGGUGACCUCAGCAAAGACUAUUGCGUUGAUAGACGUACAGAGUGCGUUCUACUUGAUCGGAAUAGGGCUUGCUCUAGCUACUUUAAUGAUCAUAGCAGAAAAUGUGGCGUUUUGGUACAAACAAAGUAAGAAAUCAAAAGGAGAUAUAGACAAAGAGUCGACAAUAACAGGUGCCAGCGUUCAUUGUAUUCUUCCAAAACCCCAACAUCCGAUACCUUAA